Molecule: messenger RNA, 1557 nt
Organism: Peromyscus eremicus (cactus mouse)
Lineage: Eukaryota; Metazoa; Chordata; Mammalia; Rodentia; Cricetidae
Gene: Insm1
Product: INSM transcriptional repressor 1
Exons: 1
Coding region: 1-1557 (518 amino acids)
Biological process (GO): negative regulation of transcription by RNA polymerase II; neuron differentiation; regulation of cell cycle process
Cellular component (GO): nucleus; transcription repressor complex
Molecular function (GO): DNA-binding transcription repressor activity, RNA polymerase II-specific; RNA polymerase II cis-regulatory region sequence-specific DNA binding
Source: RefSeq, a predicted model, not a curated record
AUGCCCCGCGGGUUCCUGGUGAAGCGCAGCAAGAAGUCCACGCCCGUGUCCUACCGGGUUCGGGGCGGCGAGGACGGUGACCGCGCGCUGCUGCUGUCACCCGGCUGCGGGGGCGCCCGCGCCGAGCCCCCGGUGCCAAGCCCCGGGCCACUGCCGCCACCUCCGCCGCCGGCGCUCGCGGAGCGCGCCCAUGCAGCGCUCGCCGCCGCGCUCGCCUGCGCGCCAGGCCCGCCGCCACCCCCUCCGGGCCCGCGGGCCGCGCACUUCGGCAACCCAGAGGCUGCUCACCCCGCACCUCUCUACAGCCCCACGCGGCCGGUGAGCCGCGAGCAUGAGAAGCACAAGUACUUCGAGCGCAGCUUCAACCUCGGCUCGCCGGUGUCAGCCGAGUCCUUCCCUACGCCCGCCGCGCUGCUCGCAGGGGGAGGCGGCGGCGCGAACGGCGCUGGCGGCGGCGGCACCUGCGGCGGAGACGCGCUACUCUUCGCGCCUGCCGAGCUCAAGAUGGGCACCGCGUUCUCCGCCGGCGCCGAGGCGGCACGGGGUCCCGGGCCUGGUCCCCCACUGUCCCCCGCCGCUGCCCUGCGGCCCCCGGGCAAGCGGCCCGCGCCCCCCGCCACUCUGGCUGCAGAGCCACCCGCCAAGGCAGUCAAGGCCCCGAGCGCCAAAAAGCCCAAGGCCAUCCGCAAGUUACACUUCGAGGAUGAGGUGACCACGUCGCCGGUGCUGGGGCUCAAGAUCAAGGAGGGCCCGGUGGAGGCUCCGCGGGGCCGUGCGGGGGGUGCAACCCGGCCGCUGGGCGAGUUCAUCUGCCAGCUGUGCAAGGAGGAGUACGCCGACCCGUUCGCGCUGGCGCAGCACAAGUGCUCGCGCAUCGUGCGCGUGGAGUACCGCUGCCCCGAGUGCGCCAAGGUCUUCAGCUGCCCGGCCAACCUGGCCUCGCACCGUCGCUGGCACAAACCACGGCCCGCGCCUGCCACAACCCGUGCGCCGGAGCCGGAAGCCGCUACCAGGGCCGAGGCGCGCGAGGCUGCGGGCGGCGGCAGCGAUCGGGACACGCCGAGCCCCGGCGGCGUUUCCGAGUCAGGCUCCGAGGACGGGCUCUACGAGUGCCACCACUGCGCCAAGAAGUUCCGUCGCCAGGCCUAUCUGCGCAAGCACCUGCUGGCACAUCACCAGGCGCUGCAGGCCAAAGGCGCGCCGCCGCCGCCGCCGCCACCGCCACCGCCUCCCGCCGAGGACAUACUGGCUUUCUAUGCGGGGCCCGACGAAAAGACGCCCCAGGAGGCCGCGGGCGACGGCGAGGCGGCCGGCGUACUGGGCCUGAGUGCGGCCGCCGAAUGCCACCUGUGCCCAGUGUGCGGGGAGACCUUCCCCAGCAAGGGCGCCCAGGAGCGCCACCUGCGCCUGCUGCACGCUGCCCAGGUGUUCCCCUGCAAGUACUGCCCGGCUACCUUCUACAGCUCCCCGGGUCUUACGCGGCACAUCAACAAGUGCCACCCGUCUGAGAAUAGACAGGUGAUCCUCCUUCAGGUGCCCGUGCGUCCAGCCUGCUAG